Molecule: messenger RNA, 3046 nt
Organism: Amaranthus tricolor (Joseph's coat)
Lineage: Eukaryota; Viridiplantae; Streptophyta; Magnoliopsida; Caryophyllales; Amaranthaceae
Product: origin of replication complex subunit 3
Exons: 21
Coding region: 418-2574 (718 amino acids)
Biological process (GO): DNA replication initiation; DNA replication
Cellular component (GO): nuclear pre-replicative complex; nuclear origin of replication recognition complex; DNA replication preinitiation complex
Molecular function (GO): DNA replication origin binding
Source: RefSeq, a predicted model, not a curated record
AACGCUGCCUCUAAACGCUCUCGGAUCUGCCUCCCUAAAAAUCAAACGCUCCCAAUUCUCCCUCUCAAACGCUUGCACUCACCCACCCUCAAGCCUCUCAAACUCGGUUCACCACCUAUCCCACGCCAUAAUUGUUGCCGGAAACCGCCACUCCCACGCCAUCAUUGCUGCCUCUAAUCAACAUUCUACUGUUGAAGGAACCCAGCAACCCGCAACGCACCCAGCAAACGAGAGACUGCUGACAUUUUUCCAUCUGCGAAUCGGACUCGGAUAUAUAAUCGGAUCAGAGUCGGAUAUUUUUUCUCGUAUUCAAAUCGGAUUAAAUUUCUCGGAUCAGUCCUCCUCCCUUCCUUCGACAGUCGCCACUUCUUCUGCCGGCCGCCUCCACAAAUCCACCGUGAGAUUCAGCCGCUGGAGAUGGGACUCUCAAAGGUAGAAGAUACAGAUGCAAAUCCUUGCCCAUCUUCUUCAUUUCAGGAUAAUCAAGAACACAAUCUUCAGCCGUUCUUUGUUCUUCACAAAUGCAACUCUUCCUCGUCAUCGCGGCCUAAAUCCAAGAGGAAACUGAAUGUAGAAGAUGUGCAUGAAUAUGACGAGCUUUAUCUCAGUAAUUUAAGAAUCACUGCAUUCCAUUCAGUGUGGUCCAAUAUUGAGACCGCCAUCGAGGGUGUCCUUAGGGAAAUCAACUUAUGCACAUUCAAUGACGUGAACUCUUGGGUUCACAAUUCAUUCAAAGCAAUCAGAUUGUAUGGGGAACCAGGCUUUGGCGAAGCUACUAAGCCAUAUCCAAUUUCACUAGAUGCUUUGUCAAAACAAAUUUUCACUGGGCUUAUAUUUACUAAAAAUAUGGAGUUUGUUGACGAUCAAUUUACUUUUAAAGAACUUGGAAAUCAUUUGAAGUCUUGUGGUUGCCACGUAGCCAAAAUGUCUUCAUUGGAUUUUUCAGCUAAGAAUGGGAUUGGUGGUUGUUUGACUCGCUUAGUGAGAAACUUUCUGAUGGUUACAUUGGAUGAUGCUGAUAUGUCUAUUCUUGCUUCAUGGUACUGUGGACAAAGGGAGGUUAUGCCUAUGGUCAUAAUCAUUGAAGAUUUGGAGAGAUGCUGUGCUUCUGUUUUGUCUGAUUUCAUUCUGAUUUUGAGCAAAUGGGUUGUUAAGAUUCCAGUCAUCUUAGUAAUGGGAAUCACAACAACGCUUGAUGCCCCAACAAAUAUACUAUCCUCAAAUGCAUUGCUGUGCCUCCGCACUAGUAACUUUUAUUUGGGGUCUCCUGCUGAAAGAAUGGAAGCAAUUGUUAAAGCUGUCCUACUAAGGUCUUGUUCUUGUUUCAAUGUUGGCCACAAGGUGGCAGUUUUCAUGAGAGACUAUUUUCUGAAACAUGAUGGAACCUUGACGGCUUUUAUAAGAGCUUUAAAGAUUGCUUGUAUGCUGCAUUUUUCUUCAGAGCCCCUGAGCUUUUUACUGAAAGACUUAGAUAUUGAUGAUGAUUUUCAGGAAAUGUGGAAGACGAAACAUGAGUUUAUGCGGGGCUUGGUGUUGAAACAUUCUUCUCAAGUUAUUUCUUGCAAAAGUGACAGUGUAUGUGAAAAAUUGGUCCAUGCUAUCAGAGAGCUAAAGAUCAUGUACCGACGCUGGGCCAUAGUAGUCAUGUGCCUACAUGAAGUUGGAAAGACCUUAAAAGUACAACUAUUAGAUCUGUACAGUGAAGCUCUUGAUCCUACUAACUGCAGUGCCAAAACAAUUUCCUAUAACCAAGGAAAGUCUUCUUCAAAGGAUGGAUGUUUUUCUGGUCAAUAUGGUGACACAUCCAGAAGAGCUUCCAUAUACAAAGUUGUGCAUAAGAUAAGGGAUCUUCCACUAGCAGAGUUGCCUGAAUUGCUGAAUAGCUGGGAGAGACAUGUCGAUGAUAUAUGCGAGAUUUAUGAUAAAAUCAAGGAGCUAAAAACUGUGAUGAAUUAUGUGGAUUGCAAGAGUGCAGGAAGUGAUACGCUCAAUGUGUCAGUGAGGUUGUCUUCCCGAGGUACAAGCACAUGUAAAGGUUCAAAGGAUGUGAAUGGGAAAGCAAUUGCAUUAAUUGAAUGGAUGCUUCGGGAUCAGAUGAAGCCCAUUGAAGGUAUGCCCUUUCAUGAAAUCUUGUGCUUCAAUAAAGUCGACAAGCUUCAAACAGCCUUACUGGGAGAUCAUCGAAAAAGAAUUCAAGCUGACCUGCUGGAUUUCCAUAAAUAUUUGCGUUGUAGCUGCUGCAGCAUGAGGGGAAGCCGAUUGCUGCCAUCUGCUCACGACACUUCAAUAUUGUACAUUCUGGCUCAAGAGCACGGUGAUAUCAUUAACGUUCAUGAUUGGUUCCACUCUUUUAAGGCUAUUCUUGUAAAUCCAUCGACCAAAGCUAGAAGUAAAACAAAGAAAUCUUCAACACCUAAGAAAAAGAAGGGUGUCGAACUAUCAAAUAGUACCAAUGAAGCAGCAAUACAGGCACGUUUCUGCAAGGCUGUUUCAGAACUCCAGGUUACUGGACUUCUCCGAAUGCCUACAAAAAGGCGUCCCGAUUUUGUGCAGAGAAUGGCCUUUGGAUUGUAGUAACAUGUGCGGAGAAAGAAGGGUUUGCGUGUGUACCAAGCUUCCCUUUCCUUGCAUCUUCAACCGCCUGCAGAUUCAUCUGUCCUUGCACAUUAUACUCCGUAGAACAUCAAAAAGAUAUGAACCUCCGGUUACUUUCUAACACAAGUAUCAGGUUAAACGCAGGCCGGUCCUUUAUUUAAAGUUUAUACGUAGCUGCGAGAUUUUUGCUAGUGAUGGGGUUUGACAAUCGAUUAUGCUAAACAUGUAUGUUAAAUGUUCCAGAAGAUGCUGCAGCGUCAAUUUGGUUGCAUGUCUUCCCCUUGUAGACGGUGGCGGACCUAGAAUUUUAAUUGUACAAUAUUUAAACAAAAUCAAAAAAAUUUACUAUGAUGUUUUAGUUAAGAUAUUUUUAAUAUAAUUUACAAUUAAUUCUAAGAAAUAUAGUUUCAUUUAUAAUUUAUGGUAAGCUUUGAGCACUUUUUGGCGUUUC